AUGGAACCUGAGAAUGAUUGUGCUUGGAAGCCAAAACAGGGAAUGACAUUCGAUUCUGAACAAUGUGUGUAUGAUUUUUAUAAUAUAUAUGGAGGAAGAAUGGGGUUUAGCAUAAGAAGGGAUUUUUGUAGGAAGAACAAAGUUACUAACCAACUUAUUUGUAGACUUUUGGUUUGCAACAAGGAGAGAUUUCGGAAGGGUGACAAACGAGACCCAUUGUCAAAAAACCCUAGAGCCGAAACUAGGACCGGUUGUGAGGCUCGACUUUAUGUCAAAUUAGAUGAGGGAACUGGGAAAUAUGUUGUGGCUGAUUUCAAAGAAAAACACGACCAUGAUCUUUUUGGUGAUGUUGUCACUUUUGAUACUACUUACAAGUUAAACAAAGAACAUAGACCCUUCGCGUCUUUUGUGGGAUUCAACCAUCAUAGGGAAACAGUUAUAUUUGGUGCAGCAUUGUUGUAUAAUGAGACCGCCGAAUCGUUUGUAUGGUUGUUUCAAAAUUUUCUAGAGGCUAUGUCAGGAAAGGCACCAAAAACUUUGUUCACUGAUCAGGAUGCUGCAAUGGCUAAAGCCAUACUCAUUGUUAUGCCUGACACAACUCAUCGAUUGUGUACUUGGCAUUUGAUGCAAAAUGCAUUAAAACAUGUUAACUAUUUGUUCCAAGAUAAGGGGGUGAAGGGUGUACUAAAUAAAUUCUUCUUUGACAUUGAAGAUACAAAUCAAUGGAAGUUAGAGUGGGCGAAAAUGCUUGAUAAAUAUGAUGCGCAUGAAAACCAUUGGUUGAAAUUGACUUUUGCGGUGAAAGAAAAAUGGGGCUGGCCUUACGUUAGAUCAACAUGGGCUGCGGGAAUGAGUACCAUACAACUCAGUGAAUCUUUUAAUGCUCUUUUGAAGGAUUACAUUCGUUCUGAUUUUAACUUGAAUGAAUUCUUCAUGCAUUUCGAAAUGGUACUGUACGAGAAGAGAUACAAGGAGUUAGAAGCAUGA
Camellia sinensis is the source of this 987-nucleotide messenger RNA. NCBI's taxonomy places the organism in Eukaryota, Viridiplantae, Streptophyta, Magnoliopsida, Ericales, Theaceae. The record is from RefSeq and is a predicted model, not a curated record.